AUGGAUUCCUUACCCUACGAGUUCCUCAAAGCCAUCGUCGACAGAGUCUCGCGCCGCAAGGAUGUAUUAGGGAUUAGGACGCUAAGCAAGACGUUGUGUACGCUGGUCACGCGGCGCAUCUUCCGACAUGUCAUGGUACAGAGCACAGUCAAGAGUGCCAGAGGAUUUGAUGAGAUCCUAGGGCAUGAUACGAUCGCUCGAUCAAUCGAAGCAAUCACAUUUCUGGAGGCCUGGAGACAUGAUGAGGGUAAGUUUGUUCAAUCACAUUGA
Heterobasidion irregulare TC 32-1 is the source of this 270-nucleotide messenger RNA. RefSeq lists its product as uncharacterized. The record is from RefSeq and is a predicted model, not a curated record. Lineage: Eukaryota; Fungi; Basidiomycota; Agaricomycetes; Russulales; Bondarzewiaceae. The transcript has a single exon. Bases 1 to 270 code for a protein of 89 amino acids.